Molecule: messenger RNA, 1515 nt
Organism: Pieris macdunnoughi
Lineage: Eukaryota; Metazoa; Arthropoda; Insecta; Lepidoptera; Pieridae
Source: the annotation of a GenBank genome assembly
AUGGGCGUGGACACCGUGCCUCCACAACGAAUAGAAGCCGGUGGGGGUGAAGGCCCGGGGCCCCCAAGCAACAACAACUCCGAUGGGGCAAUCGCCAGUCCCCCGAGAGAUGACAAUCACAAUGCCCAGCUGCCCUCUCCUAGAGCCACACCGCUUACACCUUCAGAUGACGAUAAUAUAUCAGUAAAAGAGUAUUUCAUAGAAUUUAUACCUGUGAACGAAUCGACUGAUGCAAGACUAACUGAAGUACUUAUUGCUGUUUCAAAUAAAUAUGGACUGGAAUUAAACGAUUAUAAUGGUCGGGAAGCGUUGAAGGCAUUCAGCGAGCGCCUGACUGAUUGGGAAAGGAACGAGAUACGCAAAUAUCCAGAAGUAUGGUUUCUUGGCCUUGAGUCGAAUAAGAUUCAUGCGCGCUCAAAUCUGCCAAACAAUUGUGGAUUUGAUGAUGAUAAUGGCAGUUAUACCAAGCAAAUUCACGAUCACAUAGCAUACCGCUACGAAAUCCUGGAGGUGAUCGGAAAGGGAUCUUUUGGGCAGGUGAUAAGAGCGUUUGACCACCGCUCAGGGUCACAAGUGGCAAUUAAGAUUAUCAGGAAUAAGAAACGGUUUCAUCACCAGGCGCUUGUUGAGGUUCGAGUCCUAGAUCACCUACGACUUAAGGACAAGGAUCAAGCCCACAACGUUAUACAUAUGCUGGAUUACUUCUACUUCAGAAAUCAUUUGUGUAUCAGCUUUGAGCUUAUGAGUAUAAACCUGUAUGAGUUGAUUAAGAAGAACAAUUACCAGGGCUUCAGUCUCAGUUUAAUCAGAAGAUUUGCCAGCUCGCUACUCCGCUGCUUGAGGCUACUGGAAGCUGAAAACAUUAUACAUUGCGACCUUAAACCAGAGAACAUACUCCUGAAAGCACGUGGCAGUUCCUCAAUCAAAGUGAUUGACUUUGGUAGCUCGUGCUACACACAUGCGAGAGUCUACACAUAUAUUCAGUCCAGAUUCUACCGCAGCCCUGAAGUCAUACUGGGACUUCAGUACGGAACGCCCAUUGAUAUGUGGAGUAUGGGAUGUAUCCUUGCGGAGCUUCAUACGGGUUAUCCCCUCUUCCCGGGAGAAAAUGAAACGGAGCAACUAGCUUGUAUCAUGGAGCUGCUGGGUCCACCGCCACCGGACCUCCUAUUACACGCUACAAGGAAGAGAUUAUUUUUUGAUUCCAAAGGAUCACCGCGCAGUGUGACUAACUCAAAGGGUCGGAAACGUCGACCUGGGUCCAGGGCUCUGUCAACAGCUGUGAGGAGUGACGACUCAGCAUUCUUGCAUCUGCUCCAUCGAUGUUUAGAGUGGGAUCCAAAACGACGUAUCACCCCAACCGAAGCCUCCCGACACGAAUUUGUUACUGGAUGUCCUCUGGGUGCUUCGACCCUUCUUGCGUUACCACGACUACCACCGCCAAGACCUGCUAGGAGUGCCCUUCUCCACUCCCAGUCAGCAGGGGACGUAGCAGCCAUGCUUGGUCGGGCGUGA